Molecule: messenger RNA, 1158 nt
Organism: Durio zibethinus
Lineage: Eukaryota; Viridiplantae; Streptophyta; Magnoliopsida; Malvales; Malvaceae
Source: RefSeq, a predicted model, not a curated record
UCCAACUGUAUAUCGAUAAUUGAGGUUUAACAUGGCAACUUCAAUUAUCAUCACCAGUUCUCUUCUUACUUUUUUUGCAAUUCUGGGUCUUCUUGCAACUGCUGCUGUGGCAAGACUAUUACCGCCAGAAAAUUCACCCAACAAGUUCAUGGUGAUCAUAAUGGUCAAUAAUGUUGGGAGAAGUAGCUCAAUAGAAACCAGGGAAAUAACAGGGAAUACUGACUGCGACCACAUCGCACAAUCUACAAUUGAAGGAAAGGUCACUCCUUCGCCGCCAUCUCCAAAGUCAUCACCACCAACUCAACAAGUAACGACCAAUUAUCCAUCUCCAAAGCCAGAAACACCAAUUCCCCGGCUGGAGUAUUUUUCUUCUUGUGCAGAGGGGAGUCCAUGCAAUAGUUUAAUUACUAUGCUUACUAAUUUUGGAAAGAUUACUAAAUCACCACCUUCUCCAAAUCCAGCACCAUCAAAACAUCACGGAACAAUUGAACAACCUAUAAAACAAAGUCCAGAGUUUCAGUUCAAAUCCAUAUUUCCUAAUUUCGGAAAGACCCCAAAAUCACCACCUUCUCCAGAUCCAGCGCCAUCAAAACAUCAAGGAACGAUCGAGCAGCCGAUACAACAAAGGUCAUCACCUCCAGAUUUUCAGUUUAAAUCCAUGUCUACUCAUUUUGGGAAGACCCCAAAAUCACCACCAUCUCCUAACCCAGCACCAUCAAAACAUCAAGGAAUAAUUGAACAUCCAACACAACAAAAAUCACCUCCAGAUUUUCAAAUUGCUUCAUUUUGAGCAGUUAUUGUAAUCCUUAUUAGGUUUUUUAUAAGCAGAUGAUAACAUGACAUGAUUAAUUAGUUUGCUGUAUGUAAAUCAAGAUGUUUGUGACAAUAAUGUUCUACGUAGGAUUGGACUAAUGCAAUCAAUAAAAGAAGAAGAAAUGACAAAAUUUAGGUAAAGCUUUAAUAAGGAAGCUUUAAUAAUUUUUUGAACUUUUGAGAAUGUUAUCCAUUCAAUGUCUAAACAAAGAGAACCAAAAUUGCACUUUAAACACUUUAAAAAUCUCUUAAACGCACAUGAAUUAGAAAAUCAAAACGAUGAAACAUGCAUGAUCAUUUGAUUCUUGAGAGAUUAAAUAUAGAAGUGUCCUGAAAUGAACGAUU